Nicotiana attenuata is the source of this 1084-nucleotide messenger RNA. Its product is annotated as dehydration-responsive element-binding protein 3-like. The record is from RefSeq and is a predicted model, not a curated record. The transcript has a single exon. Gene Ontology annotation, molecular function: DNA-binding transcription factor activity; DNA binding. Bases 220 to 822 code for a protein of 200 amino acids. NCBI's taxonomy places the organism in Eukaryota, Viridiplantae, Streptophyta, Magnoliopsida, Solanales, Solanaceae. Gene Ontology annotation, biological process: regulation of DNA-templated transcription.
UCUAUUUCUCUAUCCUCUUCACUCUAUUUAAAAACACGCUCCUUCGUCCCUGUCUUUCUCCCCAUCAAACUGCAACUUCAAAUUUUGUCCUCAUUUUUCUCUGCUUCUGAAAAGUGACAAUUCAAAAUUCACACAGUCACAAGCUCUGUUUUGACAUUCAAUUAUAAAUACUCACACUCAUCCAAAAAGGCAGACAUUAACCAGAAAUUACACAGUCGAAUGACGAAACGAAAAAUGAAACAGAGCACUAAUACUGGGAAUAGACACCCAGUUUAUAGAGGAGUUCGUAUGAGAAGUUGGGGCAAAUGGGUAUCUGAAAUACGUGAACCUCGUAAGAAGUCACGUAUUUGGCUCGGCACUUACCCUACACCAGAAAUGGCCGCUAGAGCACAUGACGUCGCCGCAUUGAGUAUUAAGAAAAACUCAUCUAUUCUAAAUUUCCCUCAUCUGGUAAACUCAUUGCCUCGUCCAAUUUCACUCUCACCAAGAGAUGUUCAAGCUGCUGCAGCUAAAGCAGCUUCAAUGGAGGAGCCAAUUAUUAGUUCUAUCUCUUCUUCAAAUUCUUCUUCAUCUUCUGACUGUACAUUGGAGACAAUAACAUCAGCAUCAGACGUCGAGUUGGGUGAAAUUAUAGAGCUUCCUUGUUUGGAGGGAAGCUUUGACUCGAACGAGUCGAAGACCGAGUUGAGGUUAAGUGACUCGGUUGACGGUUGGCUGUACGCACCGUGGUGGGCACCAGAUAGCGACUUUGGUGAGUAUUUGCUUGAGCAAGAUGCCGUUGGAGAGAGUUUAAUUCUUAGCAACUUUGAGAAGCAGAAAUAAGCUUUUAUUUUAAUAAAUACUGAUCAAAGAGUGGUGUGAAUUUUUUUUCCUUUUCUUUUUUAGACAUUUGGAUUUUUUUUUUAAAUUCCCUCCCAAAUUAGAUGGAUCUAUAAUGAUUUCACACUUUCCUCUAUCGUGACUCGAACACAGAACCAAUUAGACAUUUGGAUAAUUCUACGAUUCUGGCAAUUAGUCAUGUGCGUUUGUAUGUAAAUAAUGUGUAAUAUACUUGUAAUAUACUUCUUCUGUUCCAUUUUAACUA